AUGGCUCUAAGCGAAACAAGAAUAUUCGAUACGCAAAUGGUCACCAUCACCAUUCGAGUGCAAGCCUUUCGAUUGGUUGCAGUUUUAAUUGUUAGUGUAUUCAUUCUGGUACUAUAUCUUCUUCGUCAACCUACGCAUUCUAUUGAUAGUGAUGUGAAUAUAGAAACAGCACCGGAAUUAAAUGCAGAUGCAUCAGGAAGUCGUUGGUCGAUAGGACGUGCACAGUUGUGGUACGCCUCUCAGCCAUGGUUACUGGGUGCAAAUUAUUUACCGUCGACAUCUGUAAAUGUCCUUGAAAUGUGGCAAGAUCAAUUUGAUGAAAUAACAAUACAACGUGAACUUCAAUGGGCGAGUUAUCGAUUACGAAUGAAUACCUUACGAGUUUUUCUUCAUGUACUUGUAUGGAUGGAAGAUUCAAUCCAAUUUUUUAAACGCCUAGAUACAUUUCUUGAUAUUGCACAGAAAAAUAAUUUAAAAAUUAUGCUUGUUUUAUUCGAUGAGUGUUGGAAUGCUGAUCCACAUUUAGGCGAACAACCAGAACCUAUACCAGGUGUACAUAAUUCACAAUGGGUUCGAUGUCCUGGUCAAUCCAUGGUGCUAAAUAAAACAAGUUGGCCUAUACUUCAAGAAUAUACAAAACAGGUUAUUUAUCGCUACAGAUCAGAUGAGCGUAUUUUUGCAUGGGAUCUAUAUAAUGAACCUGAAUGUAGUAAGCAAGUUCAUAUUGUGUUACCUUUAUUACGCUAUAUAUACAGUGCUGCCAGGUCUGUUAGUAAUGUUCAACAACCUAUGACUAUUGGUAUAGCUACAUGGCCAUUAUCAACACCAUUAGCUUUGUUUGAACUAUCUGUAUCAGAUAUACUAACGUUUCAUUCAUACAGUACAUUAGUAAAUCUUAUGCAAAAUAUAACUGAUCUACGUCAAAUGGAACCAGGUCGACCUAUACUUUGUACGGAAUGGCUUGCACGUCCGUUUGGAUCAACUCUAUUUACACAUUUGGAGUAUUUUCAAAGUGAGAAAAUCGGUGCAAUACAGUGGGGACUCGUAGCUGGUCGAUCUCAAACAUACUAUCAAUGGCGCUCACCAGCAAAUGCACCGAUGCCAAAAAUAUGGUUUCAUGAUGUUUUAUAUUCGAAUGGAACAGCAUUUAGCAAAUUAGAAGAAAGAUUUUAUUUUGAAUUGAACCAUUGA
Rotaria socialis is the source of this 1191-nucleotide messenger RNA. Lineage: Eukaryota; Metazoa; Rotifera; Eurotatoria; Philodinida; Philodinidae. The record is from the annotation of a GenBank genome assembly.